This is a messenger RNA of Triplophysa rosa, 6827 nucleotides long. RefSeq names its product leucine rich repeat transmembrane neuronal 4 like 2 (gene lrrtm4l2). The transcript has 3 exons. Gene Ontology annotation, cellular component: plasma membrane. The record is from RefSeq and is a predicted model, not a curated record. NCBI's taxonomy places the organism in Eukaryota, Metazoa, Chordata, Actinopteri, Cypriniformes, Nemacheilidae. Bases 457 to 2070 code for a protein of 537 amino acids. Gene Ontology annotation, molecular function: protein binding.
CAACAUUGUCACCGGCGCGCAUGCAACACGUCCCUUCAGAAACACUGGGCUGGUGCUGAUGCUGCGAGCAUCCCACGGAUUAUGACGCUCUGCAUUCAGCACCAUUUCACAUUUACACUAUGGAUCAUGACUGCUUUUCUCAUCCACGCCUGAUAAAACUUCUGCGUGUUUUGUUUUUUGCAUUAAACGAUCGCGUAUCAGGUCCGUCUCGCAUCUUAACGUGAUCAUCUCUGUUUCUGGUAAGACUUGAUAUCCGUGGGAAUCGGAACCGGGGAUUCUAACUCGUUUUGGGGUAGUUAUGCUUUCACGGUCAACUCCGAAGCCAUUGCGCGUAACAAACUGACGCUUUUUAUUUACUUGCGUUCUUUUUUGGCAUCGCCAAAAAGCUCAGAGGAGAUUUCUGAAGUCGGGGACUGAAUUGGCUUCUCAACACCAAACUGAAAAAGAACCUGUGCAAUGGGGCUCUCACUAUGGGACGGGCGUCUGUCAUGUUUCCUUCUUCACAUUUCUGUUCUCCUGCUGCUCAGCAAGGGGGAGAAGAUGUGCCCAGCGAGCUGCCGCUGCGAAGGCAAGAUUGUUUACUGCGAGUCUGGCGGCUUUCAAGACGUCCCGGAGAACAUCUCUCUGGGGUGCCAGGGGCUAUCCCUGCGGUACAACGGCCUCCUGGUGUUGUUGCCGUACCAAUUUGCUCACCUCAACCAGCUGGUGUGGCUCUAUCUGGACCACAAUUUCAUCAGCAUCAUGGACAGACUGGCCUUCCAGGGCCUUCGCCGGCUAAAGGAAUUAAUCCUGAGCUCUAAUAAGAUCACGCUGUUACAAAACGGCACGUUCGAGGCGGUUCCGAACCUGCGCAACCUCGACCUGUCCUACAAUCAGCUAGAGGAUCUGGCAGCGGGGCAUUUUCAAGGGCUUCGCAAGCUUCAGACCCUUCACCUCCGGUCAAACAGUAUCAAAAACAUUCCCGUUCGUACGUUUAUGGAAUGUAGAAGCCUGGAGUUUUUAGAUUUGGGUUACAAUCGCCUGCGGACUAUAACUCGGACGACCUUUCUGGGCCUACUGCGGCUGACGGAACUGCAUCUCGAACACAACCAGUUUUCCAGGAUUAAUUUUUUCCUUUUUCCACGCCUCUUAAAUCUGCAGGCUCUGUAUCUGCAAUGGAAUCGCAUACGGACGGUUAUUCAAGGAUUACCUUGGACGUGGCACACCCUGCAAAAAUUGGAUCUAUCGGGCAAUGAGAUUCAGGUUUUAGAUCCUGCCGUUUUUAGGUGUUUGCCCAAUUUGCACACGCUCAAUGUGGAGUCUAACAAGAUCAGCAACGUUUCACAGGAAGUGGUGUCAUCGUGGAUCUCCAUCAGCACCAUCAACCUGGCAGGUAACGUAUGGGACUGUAGCGCUAGCAUCUGCCCUCUAGUGUCCUGGCUGAGAAAUUUCAGAGGAACGAGAGAUGCCAGCAUCAUCUGCAGUACUCCCAAAUCCCUACAGGGAGAAAAGGUCAUGGACGCCGUGAGGAACAACUCUGUAUGUGAGGAGAUAUUCACGGUGGAACCCACCACGGAAUUAACUCUUCUUUUAACCACAACAACAUUUUACGUGACAAAGCCACCCACAACCACCACGACAACACCUUUCACCACCACUACACAGCUUUCUCAAGUUACCCAAAGACUUUCUCCAAAGCUUUCGUUCCCUGUUCAGUCCGAUAAAGGAUUCCCACCACGUCUCACGGUCACGGCCAGCACCUUACCUUUCACCCCGGAGCCGGAGUUCGAGCACAUGACUUUCCACAAGAUCAUCGCCGGCAGCGUGGCGCUGUUCCUCUCCGUGUCGCUCAUCCUGUUGGUGAUCUACGUGUCGUGGCGUCGAUACCCCAACAGCAUGAGGCAACUCCAGCAGCACUCCAUCCGACGCAAGCGCAGGAAAAAGACUCAAGAGCCAGAGCCCGACAUCAACUCCCAGCUGCAAGAAUAUUACCUGAGCUACAACCAUGCCAAUGUGGAGACCAUUGACUCUUUGGUUAACGGGGGGGCAUGCACCUGCACCAUCUCGGGCUCCAGAGAGUGCGAGGUAUGACCGACCGCUAACAAACGCAUUCUCUGCACCGGGGAGUCAGAGAAUGCAUAUACGUAUCCCAGACCGCUCCCGGGGCCCUGGCUGAGAGACAUCCACACAAUUCACUGAGGGAGGAGGCCGUGAGGACACGGAGCGGUGCAGAUAAAGCCUUUCUUGGAUUUGCAAACGCGAAAGAAGCCUUACUGAAAAGAAUAAAGCCGGGCGACACGCAUCUCCUCUCGGACAGAAACCAUUCAUUUCGGACUCUUUCGAAAGUGGAGAAAAUCACUACGCCAUGAAUCUGACACCCUGUCCUUAAACUAAACCGGUCCGCUAGUCAAUUCAACAAACACUAACCGUCCCCCACAACACGGCACUGGCAAACGUGAAUGGCAAAACCAAAUGUAAUGAACUGGCAAAACGGCUUUGGAGGCUGCCAUUGUUCCUGUAUGAUAGCUACCUGCUCUCUCCGUGGAAUCUACGCCCACCGUUCGGAUCUUUCCCACCUCCCGUGCCGCUCAUCUCUUUGUGUCGUGUAGUGAUGUGAUGACUAUUCAUGCCGAACCAUUGAAAGCGUCUCUCCUGAUCACUGGACAGUAAUUGCUCAAUUGAGCACAACUCACGGGGAUGUUUCUGGAGGACUACACGACAACAGGAGCUAUUUUUGACUGCUGCGGAAAAAUGAUUGAAAAGAAAGCGACGAGAGCUAUUUUGUAGGGCCGCGGCUUCACCGCGAGUUGCCACUGUGAUUUGAUUUCGGCACUGGCUGAGCUCGGACAAACCACAGGAGAAUUGAAUUGUGGGUAGAACGUGUUUGUUGUGGAUGCGUCCUUUUUGUUUCCUGUUUUUCAGAGAUUUUCCUGGAUUUUUUAAAGGAGGCUUUUCUCUUUGUCCAGACGAGUUAGCAAAGUUGACUAUUUUUGUACGAGGACCUGUCAUCAUAACUCGAUGAAGCGUAGAGAGAUGGACUUCAAAACAUUCACAUGCGUGUUUUGGAACAUUUGCAUCCGAAUGCCUUUCUUCACCACACGUCUCCAGCCACCGAUCGAAAACAGCAACUGGAUGUUUUCUAGAACAAAAAACAGUACUACAACAAAACCUGGUGGAACAUCAAGCAGCUCUCAACUGGUGGGUGUCAAGCCAAAAACAGGUCACGUGUAUGCUAGGGUCAAGAGGGGCAGUGAAAAAAUGAUGUGAAAAUGCGACUAACCAUCAUUCGUAAUCAGAGCAAAAACAAACGUUUUUCAUCUUUUGUGGUCGACAUUGAAGGCUGUGCCAUGCAAACACUUUAGCUUGGUAGAAUCAGGCCAGAUUAUACAGAUGCCAACGUGGACGGGCUGAAUGAAAUGCCAUUAUCACUGAAAACCAUGAAUAAAACCACACACAAAAAAAUGCUGUUGUUUUAACCCCUGCUUGGGUAAAAUAUGGACAAACCCAACCGUUGGUUUAAAUGAACCUUAAAAAUAUCAAUUUUAACCCAACCAUAGGUUGAAAAACCCCAGCAUAUGUUAAUUUGAACUCAACGGAUGGGGUUAAAUGAAUAAUAUUAAGUGAAAUAUAAAUUGUGCAUGUAUGAAUAACAAUUAUUCAUAAAAAUCAAGAAUACACAAGCUCGACAAACCUGGUUUGUCACAUUAUUAUCAGACCUUUGGCAAAAUUAAUACAUUUUAAUGCAAAAACAAAGCUGGGUUGCUUCAACCCACGGUUGAAUAGCAUAUGGACAAACCCAUCCGUUAACUUUAAAUUAACCUAUGUUGGGUUUCAACCCAUGUUUGGGUCCAAAAAUGACAUUUCUUAGUUUAUUUAAACCAAUGGUUAAUUUGUCCGUUUUUUACCCAACCAUGGGUUAAAACCGCCCAGUAUUUUUAAGAGUGUGGUACCGAAGUAAAAUCCCAGUUGAGAACUGCUGACAUAAUCAUCUGUGCCAAGUUUUUCACACUUAACCAACCACAUUAGCUUCCACAUUAGCAGCACCAUAAGCAGAUUUACAGUAUUUCUGGCACAACGGUAACAAGCCACAGGUAACACGUGCAAGAGACAAAGUGCAUUAAUGAAAGCCAUGGCAAGGAUUAUGUAGAAAUGCACACCCACCGCCAUCUGUCCGGGAGCCCCCACGACUGUUACGUAAUUCUUUUAAUUGCAUUCAACAGAAAAGUUAACAUACUGUAUAGCUGCUCCUGUAACAAGCUGAAUUACAGUGAAACCUGCCAAGGCUAAUUCAUAUCUUUCGAUAAAGUUACUGGCUGAAGAGAGAUGAAUUGGAGUUGAAGAUAAUAUGCUGUAACGAUGUAGGAGUGUUCCCGUGCGGUUGCUAGGGCAUUGAUAAAUGGUUUCUAGGGUAUUUUUGUAGUUGUUUACGACUACAUUACCUACAUUCUCAAACAAGUCCACACGCUAUAUGUGGCUUGGGCUCCUCUUUCAAUGUUCAUAAAGCCAAACUUUAUCAAAAUCAUGAUUCGUACCUUUAGAAAUACUGCAAUAGCACACUUCAACAUCAACAAACCAUGUGAGUGGCUGCAAACAUAACUAAAGACAGCUUAAACAUUUUCUAUUACGUGUUCUUUAGCGAGAACUGGCCACCCUUAAAGAUUCUUGUAUGAAAAAAAACGUCAAUCUGCCAGAAAUCUAUCAAUGCCACUGAAUCAGUGGACAGACUGCAGGGGUUCUGCCUGGUGACUUGUGCAAUUUAAAGCUUUACUCUGUGAUUUAUGUCAGAAAUUUCUAACUCAAAGGUACAAAAAACAUAACCAAAAAUGGUCAUCUCUGAUACUUUUCCAUGCCAUCUAGUCAAAAGUAAGAAAAGAUUUCCUAUGAUCAACUUCUCUUGAAAAAUCCAGACGUCUUUAUGGUUGCAUUAAAAAAACAUUUCCAUAGUUUACUGCAGUCAAGACAAACACAUAUAUUUUAGUUCCUCGUCCCUUUCUUAGAAUUAACAACGACCUUCAGUUUGUAAAGCAAGACGAGAAUGCUGCUGAUGAAAUGAUGUUGUUUUUUUAAAUGUCAUAUUCAACAACAUCCUAAUCAACAAUACAUUUCUAUAUCUGAAUUUCUAUUGCAUUAGAAAACACCAUAUGUUGAUGUUUUGAAUGUGUUUGUGAGGGUUUGUUUAUAUGCCCAGCCCAUUUUAAAAAUGUGUUAACUAAAAUAAUACAUAUUUCAACCCAAUCUCAGUCUUUUAACUAGUUAAAAACAUUCUAUAUUUAUUCAUUUUAACGCCAUAUCAGCACUAAAAGCUAUUCAUGGCAAACUAACACAAUUUUACACCAACAAAAUACCAAUAUCAACAAAAAAAUGUGUCAUUAUACACAACGUCUAAAGGUCUUUGCACAUACAGUCCGAAAUUUUCGUAUGCGUUUUCGUAUUUGGCUCUUGUUUGUACGGUGUCUCUGAAUUGUUAAAAAAGGCCACUCAAAAUGCUUGACGGAUGCGAAAAACGCAUAAAAUCGAACCUGGUCCGAAUUUUUUUGUGACGGACGAAAAUAUCGGAGGCAGUGUGUAAAUGUGAUUGACACAACGUGAGGUCGUAUUUAUUUUUUUAACGUGCGGAAAUUUCGGACGCAAAUUUCGGACUCAAUGUGCAAUGGGCUUAAGACUAUUAAAAUCUGGGAUGUCAACUAUUUUUAAACCAUCUAUAUCCUAGUACACUCUCCCACGCUACACUACAAAUUGCUGUAUACUUUUUCUCAUCUGGGAAAUUUAGACCAAAAGUUGAUUACUCAUCUUGCACUUACUGGUUUAUGUCCAAUAAAAAACAAUGUUCCGCCCACAGCUAGCAUAAACAAAACUGAGAAAACAUGAAUGGAUUAGCAGGUUUAACACACAUUCAUGUAGUCCUUUCCAGUUUAUUAAAGCAAAAGAGAUAUUACUAUUAUGUUAUGAAAUAUGUUGUUUUUCAAUUUAACAUUUACAUGCUAAUAACACAAUCUAUAUAAAAAAGAAAAGAAUCUUCCUUGUAAUCUCAGACUUUUGGACAUCUACAUAUAUAAUUUACAUUUAUAAAAAUAAAAUUCGCAGCAUAAUCUGAAAGGUCAGUUUAACUACGCUGACAAUUGUCUGAAAGAGGUUGAACUGCUUCUUACAUAUCGGACACAUUGUGCAUUAGUGGAAAGAGAACAAAAUAACCACCUGUUAUUCAUCACGUCAGGUACAGAUGUGCCAGACUCUCAGACAGACUGCGAGACAUAAUGUGGAUUAGCUCAGAAAAACAAAUCUCAUACUUUUACUUCCCCAAAAUUUUGUUUCCAGUAAUACACAUACAAUGGACGUAUAUUGGAGCAAGGUAAUUAUAUUUUAAGGACUUACAUUCAUUCUAAUAAAUUGAAUUGGGUAUUUUUGAGUCUAACUGGUAUAAUUAUGGUUUGUCACCAUGUAAACUUACUGGUAUCCUUGCAUGUGUCAUAUAAAGAUUACCGCAUUUACAUGGUCACUAAAAUAGUGGAAAUACCCCAGAGACUUCCAUUAGCUACAUUUUUUAACAAACGGACAGGCGAACAUGUAGAAAUAAAAAUCAAGUAGCUUAACUUCUAUAUCACAUACAUCACACUGUGACAAACUCUGCAUCUAUGUUUUAUGUAUGCUCAUUUUCCUCUGUGGUAACUGUUAACAUCAGAACACAUUUCAUGCAAACCACAGCAGAAGACGUGUUCACAUGUACAGACUUCUCUCCUUUGACCUCUGCUCCAACAGUUGAUAUGUUGCUAUUUGUAUUUUUAACUGUAUCCUCGGUAUGUCUGUGGCUCUUCUUUAGAAAAAUAAAUGAAAUACUUUCAUAAAACUUG